AAACCCCAGAGGGCAACAAACUUGCCCGACCCGCCUCCCGACUCCAACCAGGCCGCACCUCCCAAGCGGCCAACAAGCCCAAUCCAUGGCUUGCGAAGCGCACAACGCGGGGCGUCGGCCGACCGCUAGCGGAGGAAGGGCAAGACAGCCGUCCCCUUCCCCGCGCCGCCGACCCAAGCGACCGCCCCCGUCGCCACCGCAGCAGCAGCAGCAGCCGACAUGGAGGCUGAAGCGGCCGCGGCCGCGGCAACCGCGACCUUCGUCUACGACGCCCUCCCGGGGCUAACCCUGGCCUUCUCGCCGGAGGAGGUCCUUGACGGCGGCGCCGAGCCCCGCCCGGCCCCCGCCGCCGCGGGGCAGGACGAGGAUGACGCGACCGCGACCUACGCCGUAUUUCGCAACGAGAUCACGGCGGCCGGGGAUGCGCUCGUCGACAUCCCCGCAGCCGACUUCUUCUCGCUAGACGUCUCCGCCUCCGCCUCCGUCGAGGUCGAGCCGGAUUCCCCGCAGGCGCCGGCGCCUGCCUCAACGGCGGCGGUGACGCCCUCGAGCUCCCGCGCCGCGGAUGAGCAGCCAGUGCAGGGGUCGGAGCGCGCGUGGUUCAUGGGAGGGAGGCGGUUCAGGAGCCCCAUGCUGCAGCUACACAAGGAGAUUCUUGACUUCUGCGAUUUUAUCUCACCUUCUGCUGAAGAGCAAUCUUCACGGACAGCUGCUGUGCAAGCUGUCUCCGAUGUUGUCAAACAUAUAUGGCCUCAGUGCAAGGUGGAAGUCUUUGGAUCUUUCAGAACAGGGCUCUAUCUACCAACAAGUGAUAUUGAUGUUGUUAUAUUCGAGUCCAGGGUUAAGACUCCUCAAGUUGGCCUAUAUGCUCUUGCAAAAGCAUUGACUCAGAAAGGUGUUGCUAAAAAGAUACAGGUAAUUGCAAAGGCUCGUGUGCCAAUUGUCAAGUUUGUGGAAAGAAAUAGUGGAAUAUCUUUUGACAUCAGCUUUGAUGUGGAUGGUGGGCCGCAAGCAGCAGACUUCAUCAAGGAUGCUGUGAAGAAGUUGCCUGCUUUAAGACCUUUAUGCAUGAUCCUGAAGGUUUUUCUGCAUCAAAGAGAGCUCAAUGAGGUCUAUACAGGUGGAAUUGGGUCAUAUGCUCUUCUCACGAUGCUGAUCACACAUCUACAGUUGGUCUGGGGAGGAAAAGAUAUUCUGGGGUGUCAUCAGUCCAAGGAGCACAAUUUGGGAAUUCUUUUGGUCAAGUUUUUUGAUUUUUAUGGACGCAAGUUGAACCAUUGGGAUGUUGGAAUAUCUUGCAACUCCGCAAGGAACUUUUUCUUGAAGAGAGAUAAAGACUUUGUGAAUCUUGACCGGCGACACCUUUUAGCUAUUCAAGACCCCAUGGUACCAGAUAAUGAUAUUGGAAAGAAUUCCUUUAACUAUUUCAAGGUGAAAUCAGCAUUUUCGAACGCAUUCUCUGUGUUAACUGAUGCAAACUUGAUUACAAGCUUGGGACCUAAUAGGAGUAUUCUGGGUACCAUUGUCAGACCAGAUUCGGUUCUCCUUGACCGGAAAGGCUGGAACAAUGAAGGCACGAUAGCUGACAUGUUAACAGAACCCUGGGAACCAGUAACCCGACAGUUUGACAGUGAGAAUGAUGCUAUGUAUAAUUGGCAGGUAAUAGACGAGGAACCAUUUCCCAGAAAUAGUCAAUCCACAUCUGAGGACACUAGUUCGUCACCAUUGCAAAAAAGGAAGUCCAAAUCAAAUCAGAAAUCACGAAAAAAGGCUAAGGCUGAUGUCUCGGGCAGUGAUAAUGUUACAAACGGGUUCAGAGAGGAUAGAGUCCACAAGCGGGUCAAAGGAUUGGUACAAGGUGAAAGACGGCAUCAUAGCGCAGGAAGCAGCAAACGUAGAAAAGGACCAAGGGUGUAUGACAGAUUUACAAAUACACUCCCACAGUACGCCCACGUUAGUAAGUGGUGACAUAUAGGAGGUUACUAACUGUAUGGUUUCAAAGGUCCAACAAAAUUUGACAGCAAGAAGAGCAUCAUGCUACAUUAUGGCAUGCCUGCUGAAUUUCGAAGUCACCAACAGCUUUAUCGAAGCCUCACUGUGUUAUUAUUAUUAUUUGUUUAUGUAUUGGAUUACAAUCCUUUUCGCAACGAUCAACUAAGAUUUUUAGCUAUAUUAUUUGGGUUGCAUCAAUUUUGGAAACUAGAUUGUAUUUUUAGUUGUUUAGGUAUCUGGUUGUGAUAAAAGUUCAGACUUUUCGGUUGAA
Phragmites australis (common reed) is the source of this 2263-nucleotide messenger RNA. RefSeq lists its product as uncharacterized. The coding region runs from base 220 to 1968 and encodes 582 amino acids. Gene Ontology annotation, cellular component: TRAMP complex; nucleolus. Gene Ontology annotation, biological process: RNA 3'-end processing. NCBI's taxonomy places the organism in Eukaryota, Viridiplantae, Streptophyta, Magnoliopsida, Poales, Poaceae. Gene Ontology annotation, molecular function: poly(A) RNA polymerase activity; mRNA binding. The record is from RefSeq and is a predicted model, not a curated record. The transcript has 13 exons.